AGCCGCACCAACGCCAGCCCGCCGCCAGUGAGCUGCUAGCCGGGACCGGGAGCCGGGAGCAGGGAGCCGGCCGGACGCGCGGACAGGCCCGGCGAGCGCCGCGGCGCUGAUGGAAACGAAUUCAUUGGCAGCUACACACCGAGAACGAGAAAGGCUUCAAAACUCUUCUGGAGCUACUUAGCGAGGAGAGUUACUGCUGAAGACGAGGAUGGCUUAUUUCCAUCUUACAGGUGUCCUUGAGUGAGGGUAGCAGGGAGUGAAAGAGGAGGAGAAAAGAAAAUUAAGAAAGGUAUAUGAGUUUUGGACUUUUCCACACCCAGAGUCAGAAUGCUGCUCCUCUGUCAUGCCCUCACUGUAGCUGUGGCCCAGACCUUUAUCUUCUCAGAAAACCGGGCAUUUGCCAAGAACAUCAACUUCUAUAACGUGCGGCCUCCUCUUGACCCGACACCGUUUCCAAACAGCUUCAAGUGUUUUACCUGUGAAAAUGCAGGGGAUAAUUAUAACUGCAAUCGAUGGGCGGAAGACAAAUGGUGCCCACAAAAUACACAGUACUGUUUGACAGUACAUCACUUUACCAGUCAUGGAAGGAGUACAUCCAUCACCAAAAAGUGUGCCUCCACAAGCGAAUGUCAUUUUGUUGGCUGCCACCACAGCCGAGAUUCUGAACACACGGAGUGUAGGUCUUGCUGUGAAGGGAUGAUCUGCAAUGUAGAGUUACCCACCAACCACACUAAUGCGGUCUUUGCUGUGAUGCAUGCUCAGAGGACGUCUGGCAGCUGUGCCCCUGCGCUCCACCUACUACUGCUGGCCUGGGCCUUCGUGCUGUUGUUGAUGUGAUACCACCAUUCCUGGGAGAGGCAGAGACCAGCCCUCUAAAGCACAAGCCAACAACUGUAUAAACAGUGAACUUUGGAGUGAAGACCAAUCUUGCACUUGGUGAAGAAUGCUCAUUGGACCCCAAAGCAGAAGCCAGUUGUUGCUUAGCUAAAAUGCUCCUGCACGAGGCCACUGAGGAAGAGGACUUGGCAGGGACUGAGGGAUUAUGUGGAUUUUAUAUUUCUUGAUCAGAGGGGCUGCAUUUUGUCACUUCUGCAAGGAGAGUCUUGCCAGCAUCUACUACGGGCAGGUUCAGUAGCCUGUAUUGUCCCCACCUGACCAGGCCUGCAGCAGAAAGGACUCCUUGACCUGAUCAACUCCUUCAGGGGCUGCUGGAUCAGACCCUCUCUUUUCCGUGAUUAGCUCAGAGCAUUUCUAUGAAAUAUAACCCUUCCCCAAUAAGAAAGCAAUUUCCCCGCCAACGGUGUAGUCAAUGAGAAGGGCAACUACAGGAAGAAAACUUCCAGUUGAACUAAUAUGAAACCCAUUUGCUAAUUGUGGGGGGAAAUAAAACUUUUAAAUUAU
Eubalaena glacialis (North Atlantic right whale) is the source of this 1401-nucleotide messenger RNA. RefSeq names its product LY6/PLAUR domain containing 6B (gene LYPD6B). Gene Ontology annotation, molecular function: acetylcholine receptor regulator activity. The transcript is spliced from 7 exons. The coding region runs from base 328 to 837 and encodes 169 amino acids. The record is from RefSeq and is a predicted model, not a curated record. NCBI's taxonomy places the organism in Eukaryota, Metazoa, Chordata, Mammalia, Artiodactyla, Balaenidae.